AUGGUAAAGAAUCCUGAUGAUGCAACCACGAUCCAAAUCAAAAAGGAAACAACACCAAGUGGUCAAGCUCCUGUAGUUUUGGUGACAGGACCUUAUACCUCAAAAAACACUCCAGUCCUUGAUGACCAACGACAUGACCGUUCAAAACCUGUGGUAUUUCUUGACCGUCGGACCCUUCGAGGUGAUCCUCCAGCUUGGUUACCUUCUUAUUGGAUAAAACCUGGUGUAUAUCCUUUACCUCCUGGUGCUUCCCCACUCAUUCAAAUGUUACAAUCCUUUCCUUUUGAUCGAAAUGCUAUUACACCUUCUUCUUCUGCUUCUACUACUACACCUGCUCUAUCUAACAACACCAACAAUGUUAAUACCAUGCUUGGACCAUCUAUGUUUCAACCCAAUUUCUAUCAACAACCCAAUAUGUUUUAUGGUGGAAAUAUACCGGGAAAUAUGAUGAUAUCUCCAUCUAUGAUGCCUGUUAAUGAUAUGAUGUCUCAUUGGUUACAACAACAACGAUUACAGCAAAUGUUACAGUAUCAUCAUCAGCAACAAAUUCAAGCCAUGUCAAAUCCCACCGUUGCCUCUCCGAUACCUCAACCAUUAUCACCUUCUUCUUCUUCCUCUUAUACUCAACGAAAACCUAUCAAUACUCCUAUACCCAUGUAUGGCUCUCCUCUUCAACCAUCCCAUACUUCUUCUUCUUCUUCUUCUAAUCCUCAACGUCUUAAUAAAGACAACAUAUCAAAAAGGCCGACCGUCACACCAUCCACCUCUACUAGCAAUUCAACACAACCAAAGGUACAAAGAAAGCAAAUCAAUCCUACAAAAUCAAAACAACGUGUACGAUUUGCAGAGGACCCUAUUGUGGAAGAGUUUGAACCUUAUAAUCAUUCUAUGGAUGAAGAGGAAGAACUUUAUGACGACAACAAUGCAACGAGAUAUUAUGACAAUGAUUAUUAUCAAUCUGAAUAUGAUGAUGACAGACAGUAUUAUUAUAAUGACAAUAUAGAUGACAAAUAUUAUGACAAUGAUUAUUAUCAAUCUGAAUACGAUGACGACAGACAGUAUUAUUAUAAUGAUAAUAUAGAUGACAACAACGACAAUGGUAUGGAUGGUCAUUACAAUGAACAACAAGACGAUGAUUAUUGGGAUGAAGAAGAACAAGAGGAAAUCCAACGACCUUGGUCAACAGGACGAUAUAUGGAUUAUGAAAGAUCUCGACAACAUUCUGGAUAUUAUUCAUCACAACAACGGCAACGAGUCACUCGACAUCAUUCAGUCCAUUCACCGUCCACUUCACCAUCCACUUCAUCAACUACAUUUUCUCCUCAUCUAUCACAACAACGACAACCAUCGUAUCAUGACUCUUCUUUGACGCGUCGAUCCACUACUACUGGUACUUCUUCAACUAAUCCUCGGAUGUGGCAACCUUCACGCAAUCAUCGACCUCAACAAUAUAAUGCUUCGGUAUCACGGUCUUCAUCUAUGGGUGCAACUUCUCGUCGGUUUAGGCAAUUGGAGGAAUGAAGAAAAUGACUCACUGUAUAACUUUAGAAUCAAAUAUAGUUUAGUAUACACACACACACACACGCGCACACAAUUAUUAUUCAUCCGUCAUUUUUUAUUUUUAUUAUUUUGAAAGCAUAUCAUCCAGUACAAAAAAAAA
Molecule: messenger RNA, 1660 nt
Organism: Halteromyces radiatus
Lineage: Eukaryota; Fungi; Mucoromycota; Mucoromycetes; Mucorales; Cunninghamellaceae
Exons: 3
Coding region: 1-1521 (506 amino acids)
Source: RefSeq, a predicted model, not a curated record